Messenger RNA from Rubroshorea leprosula, 715 nucleotides. Lineage: Eukaryota; Viridiplantae; Streptophyta; Magnoliopsida; Malvales; Dipterocarpaceae. The record is from the annotation of a GenBank genome assembly.
AUCAAACUAAAUGUUUACGUGUAAAAAGAUUCAAACUUACCUCAACAUCCAUCCAUCCAUAUUAAUUAUUAGAGAAAAAACGAUUUCACCCUCCUCUGCAAAUCUCAGCCUCCAUGUCAUGCCCAAGUAUAAGGCUUCAACUGGCCAAGAAAGCAUGGAAGAGGUACACCGCCAAACUCCAAACCAAGCUGCACAAACUCCAUAAAUCCAAAGCCAUCAAAAAACCACCCAAGAACAGGCUCAAAGGAGCAGCCUCAAAACGUACCGAGCCAUCUCUGAUUUUCGUGGGGUGGCCUCUUCAAUGUAAAAGCUGUCGUGCUCUACCUGCUGGCCUCUUACGCUGCCAUUUAUUCAAAGCCAAAGCCGAAGCUGUGUAUAUUAAUAAACUCUUCAAAGAAACUGUCCCUCGGCUGGUAGAGCAUGCAGAGGUGGAGCCACGGCCAGCAAAGCUGGCCAAAGAAAUCGAGGCGGAUGAUCAGCCAGUAGCCACACCGCCUGGAACGAACGAGGGAUGUGUUGAAAAAGAAUCUCCGGUGGCGGAUGAUGUUCGGGAGUCAAUAGGAUUAGCGUCUGCCCUGAGGCAGGGAUAGAUGAAAGAGCAGAGGAAUUUAUUACAGAGAGAUGGAGCUUCAAGAAAUUAUGGCUCGUAAUUUGUAGCGAUUAUCAAUGAAUUUGUAAUCAAGAAACAGUACAAGAAUAAAUUUGAUUUUUAGAA